This is a messenger RNA of Hydractinia symbiolongicarpus, 1607 nucleotides long. Its product is annotated as aldo-keto reductase family 1 member A1-like. The record is from RefSeq and is a predicted model, not a curated record. Gene Ontology annotation, cellular component: cytosol. The coding region runs from base 157 to 1137 and encodes 326 amino acids. NCBI's taxonomy places the organism in Eukaryota, Metazoa, Cnidaria, Hydrozoa, Anthoathecata, Hydractiniidae. Gene Ontology annotation, molecular function: aldose reductase (NADPH) activity. The transcript is spliced from 7 exons.
UGGUGGGGUUUACUUGUGUUGAACCAAUCUUGCUUGUGAAAUCAUUGUGUUUAUAAUAGUGGUAUAUAGUGUGUUGUGUGUAAACCAAUUGGGUAUAUUUUGUGUUGUGUUAUUAGGAGAACUGUGAAGAUAACCUACAGUAGAAAAUUAAAAAAAAUGGCUGCUGUUACAUCAAAAACUUUGAAAUUGGCUAAUGGUUAUACUAUCCCGGUUGUCGGUUUGGGCACUUGGCAAAGCAAACCAGGUGAAGUUCAAGCUGCUGUAGAAGCUGCUAUAGAUGCUGGCUACCGUCAUAUAGAUUGUGCAUAUGUGUAUGGCAACGAAAAAGAAAUUGGUGAAGCAUUGAAAAAGAAGAUUGACGAGGGAGUUGACCGCAAAGAAUUAUUUAUCACUUCCAAACUUUGGAAUACAAAACAUGCUGCUGCAGAUGUUCGUCCAGCAUUACUGCAAACCCUGAAAGACCUUCAACUUGAUUAUCUUGAUCUAUACCUUAUUCAUUGGCCAAUUGCUUGGCAACCUGGAAAUGUUGUCUUUCCUAGAGAUGAAUCUGGAGCAUUGAUAUACUCCGACAUUCAUUACAAAGAAACAUGGCCAGAAAUGGAAAAAGCAGUAGAUGAUGGCUUAGUUCGCAGUAUUGGAUUGUCUAAUUUUAACAGUCAGCAAAUUGAUGAAGUUGUUAAUAUGGCACGAAUCCAGCCAACAAUGUUACAAGUUGAAGUCCAUCCUUACCUUGUUCAGAAUGAGCUUAUUAAUCACUGCAAAAAACACAAUAUGUUAGUAACUGCUUUUAGUCCACUUGGUUCACCUGAUCGACCUUGGGCCAAACCUGGAGAGCCUUUACUUUUAGAAGAUCCUAAGUUGAUUGAGAUUGGAAAGAAAUACAAGAAAUCACCUGCACAAGUUUGUAUUCGAUAUCAAGUACAGCGAGGUCUGUCUGUGAUACCAAAGAGUGCACAGCCAGAAAGAAUUAAGCAAAAUGCAGAUGUGUUUGAUUUUGAGCUCAGUGAAGAAGACAUGAAGGUAAUAGAGUCAUUCAAUAGACCUUGGAGAGCAUGCAAGCCAAUGAUUGAGCGUGAUGGUGUCAUGGUUGAACGUGAUGCUCACCAUUCACUUUACCCGUUUAACAUCCCUUAUUAAAAAAAAAUGUAGUGAGAUAUAGAUAAUUUUUAAAAUUGUUGUUGUAACCAAAUUUUUUACAAAGCCCAUGUUAGUAUAAAAUUAUAAAAACUUAGGAUAACGUAAAAAUGUUUAGCUUCGGAGAAAAUUGUUGUGUUUCUUUUCUUUUCAAAGGUAGAAAGAAAAGUUUUUUAUCAAGCAAUGCUAAAAGAUUGUGCUAACAAAAAAGCCUUUUAACUUUGUGCACUAUAGCGGAAAAUGCAUUUGAUAGGGUCAAUUUUAGUGCUGCUGUUAAAUUCCUCUUGCCUAACAAACCAAUUUUUUUUCAAAGUGGAACCCAAUGCUUUUGUUACUGUAAGUGUUUCUCUUAAUGUAACAUUUGAUAAUAUGUCAGCAAUAUUUUGUAAGUAUUUGGUAUCAAAUAUUUUUUGUAGUAUAUCUGCCGUAGAAGAAGUAGAAGAAAUAUAUCAAUAAAGAUAUUUUUUCUCUGA